GCUGGCGUUGGCAUGCUCAAUCUUGAGUUACGGUCUUAAGACUAACGAUUCUGGUUUUCCUAGAAAAAAAAUUCGACAACCGCUCUUCCGAUCAGUGACCUCUGCACCACGCGAAUACCUCGAGGAAAUCCACUCGGUUCCCUGGAUUUUGCCUGGAAUAAAAUAAUUGUUGGAUAUGACGGAGUCUACAGAAUCUGCCAACCCACCUGGCGAGUCGGCCCAGCAGCAGUCGACCGAGUCGCAGAAUGUCCCAACCGCGGAGACAACGAGCGCACCGGCCGCUACAGAAUCGUCCAUUCCAGCGCUACCGACAAUAGAUUCGAGUUUGCCAGCUAUUGAUAAGACCAUGCCACCCAUGGAUUCGUCAUUACCCGCGUUCGAUUCAUCCUUACCGGCCUUCGAUUCAUCGGUACCAGCGCUGCCAUCGAUCGAUACUUCCUUGCCUCCGCUGGAUACGACACUACCUGCUGAGGUCAAUCUACAUACGGACCACUCAUUCUUCUCUGAGCUGAGACACGACGAUACUCAAGGUGCACAGUCGGAGGCUUCUACAUCUGCGCCUGGAGAGUCCAACGGUGACCUGCAGCAGGCAGAUUCGUCUCAUGAAUCGACCCCUGCAAAUCAAACAAAUCAGCCGGCUUCUAAUGGCACCUACCAAUACCCUCAGCAGCAGCCACCGCAGCAUCAAGCUCCACUACCGCAGCCGCAAGGCCAGGAGCAACAACCGCAACAACCGCAACAACCACAAGCACAGCAAAGUCAACAGCCGCAACCACAGACGCAGCCGCAGCAACAAUAUCAACAAUAUCAGCCACCACAACAACAAACACAGCCGCAGCCGCAGUAUCAACCGCAGCAACAACCACAGCAGUAUCAACAAGCUCCCCAGCAACAAUAUCAACCACAGCAGCAGUACCAGCAACCGCAACAACCGCAGCAAUAUCAGCCGCAAUAUCAACAGCAAGGCAGCCCACAAGGAGGUCAACCCAUGAAUACCGGUACCAUGGAUCACAAUGGUGUCCAAGGGCAGCAGGCGCAUGUCCCCCAGGCCCCUAUUGGGUCCCCCAUGCCGUCAAACUCGCCGCCAAUGUCUUCGGCAGGUCAAUAUAUGACAGGUUACCCGACGAAUGUGUCGCAAAUGAACAACGCCCAGAUGCGCUACCAGCUCCCAGGAGACCCUAAUAAAAUGAUGUCGAGCAGACACAAGAAGGAGGUCAAGCGCAGAACGAAGACCGGUUGUCUGACAUGUCGCAAGCGAAGAAUCAAGGUAUGUGACGAAUAGAAAUCUUGAACAUUUGCAAAACCCUAGAUAUGACGGUCGUUUGGACAAGCGAUGCGGGCGCGGGGAUCUCUCGCUUGUUCUGCAAAUCGCCCACCGCAAACCCCGCUAUUCUUGUCGCCCGCGCUGGCCGAGUCGCUUGUUUUUCCUUCCUCACUUUUUUAAUCAUUCACCCUUUUGCCUUUUUUUUCUUUCUUAUUUUUUCUUUUCUCUGGGUUGGUUGCUUAUUGUCGCGUCUUUUCUAAUUGCAUUUCUUUUUAUUGUCUCUUCUAGUGCGACGAAGGGCAUCCUGUUUGUCGAAACUGCGUCAAGAGUAAACGAGACUGUUUAGGUUACGACC
Aspergillus glaucus CBS 516.65 is the source of this 1619-nucleotide messenger RNA. RefSeq lists its product as uncharacterized. Lineage: Eukaryota; Fungi; Ascomycota; Eurotiomycetes; Eurotiales; Aspergillaceae. Bases 176 to 1282 code for a protein of 368 amino acids. The record is from RefSeq and is a predicted model, not a curated record. The transcript has a single exon.